AAAAUCAUGGAUAAAGAAAAAAUUCUAGGAUUCAAAUCCAACAUGUCAAAGGAAGAUAUGAGGAAGAGUUUAAUGAUGAAGGCUUAUGAGGUGAAGUUUGACUUAAGUGGAACAGACUACAUUCCCCUGGACAAUAUAGGAAUUGGUGCUUAUGGAGUGGUGUGCUCCGCUGUUCAUGGAAAAACCAAAGACAGGGUGGCCAUUAAAAAGAUUCCUUACAUCUUUGAAGACAAGAGGAUUGCCACUAGGACCUACCGAGAAAUCAAGAUAUUAAAACACUUUAAACACGACAAUAUAAUUUCCAUAAGAGAUAUUUUAAAACCUACAGAAACUGUAGAUAGAUUCCGAGAUGUGUAUGUUGUGUUUGACCUGAUGGAAAGUGACCUACAUAAGAUUAUAUACUCUAAACAAGAGCUAACUGAAGAACAUGUACGGUACUUUUUGUACCAGUUACUGAGAGGAUUAAAGUACAUCCACUCAGCUAAUGUGAUUCACCGGGACCUCAAACCCAGUAACUUACUGGUCAACGAGGACUGUCAACUGAGAAUCGGAGACUUUGGGAUGGCAAGAGGAGUCAACAUGUCAUCAGAAGAACAGAAUGCCUUCAUGACUCAGUAUGUAGCCACUAGAUGGUACAGAGCCCCCGAGAUAAUGUUCGCUUUGAUUGAGUACGGAACUGCCGUGGACAUGUGGUCAGUGGGGUGUAUCUUUGCCGAGAUGUUGGGAAGGAAACAUUUAUUUCCAGGCAAGGACUACAUCAACCAGCUGAAGCUGAUAAUCGGCGUACUGGGCUCCCCCGAGCAGGACCUUCUAGAUCUCUGUCAGUCAGAUCUCAUCAAAAAAUUCAUCAAGCAACUGGGAAAUAAAGAACCAAUAGCCUGGUCUACUUUGUUUCCUAAAGCCAGUAAAAAAGCGCUGAGUUUACUGAGUAAAAUGCUGAUCUUAGACCCACGUAAAAGAGUCUCAGUCACUGAUGCUCUUACCCACCCCUACCUCAAUAAGUAUCACGAUCCUGAUGAUGAGCCCAUCUGUGUUCCAACAUUUAACUUUGACUUUGAAAAGCAGAAAUUAACAUCAGAAGAGUUGAGAGAACGAAUAUAUAAAGAGAUAAUGGACUUCCACAAGCCUAGAACCCCAUCACUCAGUUUCAGUGCCUGUCUUAAACCAGUACCCAAGGAUACAGUGGACAAGAAAUCAGAGAUGAAACAAGAGGUGUCCACUCCAGGUCUGACAAAAGAGUUCCAAGGAAUUCAGCUUUUUCCUUCAAGGGAAAUAAAGGGUGAUUUCCUGAAGCCAGACAUUAAACCCGUGGGAGUGGCUAUCAAGACAGAACAGCUGGAAGUGUCUGCAAGCGAUGUAGAAAUGUUCAGUGCCAAGUCUCAAACAAAGGCAAAAGAACAGGUGUGUGAUGAACAAGAAACAAAAAUCCCCGAGAAGGGGGGAACAAAGGAGGAGAACCAGGAAACUAAAACAAUCUCCUCUGACACCAAGGCACUCAUCAAAGCAGCACUACUCAACUCCAAUUUCAGAAAAAGAAGUGAUUCUUGCACUGAAGUGGAUGAUAAACCUAAACCAAUCACUGCAGCUCAAAGACAGAAAGAAAGGGAGGAAAAAAGGAGGAGAAAGAAAGAGAAGGCACUGGAAAGAAUGAAGAAAAAAGAAAAGAAAGAACAGAAACCCGAUCAGCUGCUGACGGAUGAGGAUAGGGAGCUUCUACAGAGGUGGGCUAAGAUGCAGCAAGUGAACCCUCCCAUAGCUCCAAAACCAGAGUCUAAUGUACAAAGUCAGAAUCCAGGAAGCGGUCUGUCCAGUGUACCAAUGAUGCCUCAGACAACACAAUCUCAGAUUAUCUCUAAUCCCUCCCAACUCAAAUCCUUCCAGGCCAACUCCUCAGAAAUGUCCGGGAGCUCCACCCAACAGUCCAACACAGGGAAAUCCCUGAUAAAUGUGGACACUAUGCAUAUGCUUCAACAAAAGUUACAGGCUAGGAAUUCAGUGGCAAAAGACAAUGUGAAUACCUCUGUGUCUCCAGCUCUGGUGACAAAUGACCCCAUUACUACCAAUGCGAGUCUGUCCACUAUUAGCAUGGAGGGUGUUAAAAUGAUGGGUUUGGCAUCUGGAUUUCAGGAUGUGUCCUGUAAUGUAGGUACGUCAAAUCCAUCACAGCCAGUCAGUAACUCUGACAUUGGUUUAAGCAGACCAGAGACAUCUUCAAGCUUCCAAGAUUACCACCAGCCUGUGUAUUCCAAUCAAAAUUCACCUCAGAGGGACUACAGCAACCAUAGUUCACCUGAGAGCUAUCAAUCACAAGGGUCACCUGACCCCUACAAUCAGGACUCAAACUCCAGCUGUGAUGUUCAAAAUAAUAAAGUCAACAAUUUUUCUGAAGCCAGUGCUUUACCUAGUCACCCACACUCCUCUCAGCAAGUUGGAAUUCCUCCUCAGAUAAAUCAGCAGUUUGAUGUCUCGGCUACAAAUCCUUUCGCCAUAAUCAGCUCUCAAACUCAGACAUUUACUACACCUUUUCAGAGUGAAAACACUUUUUCAAAUGUGAUGCUACCAAAUCAACAAGAAUAUUCAUCUCAGCAGCAGUAUGGAAAUAUCUCAACAAUUCCUUUUGCAAGAGAUGAGCAAACAGCGGGCCAUUCUCAGAAUAUUCAACCUUUUUUUGAUGCAAGGUACCAGACUCAGACACAACCACGGCAGCCAUAUUCUUAUCCCCGAGUCUCAGUUGACACAAGCCAACAACCACAUGAUCUGAUAUCUGUUUUAGCGGAGCAGUUUUCCAGUACACAAGUAGGGGACAACUUUCCUCCUUUGUUGCCUCUGACUCCCAGGGGAACAGGAGCUGGGUAUGGUGUUGGGAUGGACCUGGAUUCAUUGAUGGAAGACAGUUCCAGUUUGCCGCCCCAGCAAUCUCCCCUGUCCUCUUCCCUUCUAACAGACUGGAUGGAGGUCACAGGGUCACUCAAUAUUGACAUGGAUGCCCUGGAGCAGGAACUGGGACUCCAGUCUCCAAUGUCACUGUCCUACAACGAUCUGUCAAUGUAUCAGUCAUGACAUAUCAGUGUAUCAUACCUUAUAUCAUCUAAUAUUGCAUCAUUCCAGGCUGGGACUCCGGUCUCUGAUACAUACAGUGAUCUGUCAAUGUAACAGUCAUGAUAUAUCAGUGUAUCAGACCCUAUAUCAUCUAACAUUGCGUCAUUCCAGGCUGUGACUCCAGUCUCCAAUGUCACUGUCCUACAACGAUCUGUCAAUGUAUCAGUCAUGAUAUUUCAAUGUAUCAGACCCUAUAUCAUCUAACAUUGUGUCAUUCUAGGCUGGGACUCUGGUCUCCGAUACAUACAGCGAUCUGUCAAUGUAUCAGUCAUGAAAAUCAGUGUAUCAGACCUUAUGUAAUCUAACAUUUUGUCAUUCCAGGUGAGGGUUCUAGUCUCCUAUGUCAUUGUCAUACAAUGAUCUGUCAAUAUAUCAGUCCUGAUAUAUCAGUGUAUCAGACCUUAUAUCAUCUAAAAUUACAAUAUAUCAUUCCAGUCUGGGACUCCAGUCUAUGAUGUCACUUUCGUACAACAAUCUAUCAAUGUAUCAGUCCAUCUGAAUGACAAUGAGCCCUGGAAUAGUCCUGAUAUCAUGAUUUACCUCUGUGAUCAUGACAUCAAUGAACCUGUACUGAAAGUACCUGUUAAAUUAUCUAUACUGAUAAAACCCUGGUAUUAUCGAUGUCAUUGAUGAUAUCAUCAGCAGUUAAGAUUAUCAGUAGUUAUAUCAUUGACAUAUCAUUUCUGAUUUUGAUAUAUAACCCUUUUCCCCCACCCCUUUGCAAACAAAGUUUGUUGUCAGUUUAAAAUUUACCUCUUUAUUUAGUAUUAGGAUCAUGUGCCAAGCUAAUUUUUACUUGACUACAAUAUUACUUUUUCACUAUAGUUAUGCCUAUAUUUUGUAUUUUUUGUAAUGUGAGGUUUUUCUCAGUGUGACUGACAAGAUACUACAGUGAUUAAGACUGAACUUAUUAUUAUAAAGCUCCUAAUGUAGAAUCUUGUCCCUGUUAUUCAACCUAUCGGUAAAUGAGUAGCUGAAGUUCAACUGUAGCUCUCCUGAUUAUUUGACAAAAUCAUUUAUUAUUGUGUCAGUUUCAUAUAUAUUUUGUUUUGACUAUUUAAUUACAUGUCAAGGAAUCAUGCAUUGAAAAUUUGUAGACUAGAUAUAAUGCACUUUAAAGACAUACACGCUAUAUAAACGCAAGUUAUAGCAUGUAUAUCUUUAAAUAAUUAUAUUUCCAUUGUUUGAAUAGCAGAUGAGGAAUUCGAUGGUUUAUAGCAUGUACUAGUUUUACUUAAACUCGGGUGUAAGUACUAUACUGCACUUCUGAAAAUGUGUGCUCAAGAUUCCACGUGCUUCAGUGGGCAAAUAUGUUUCUUUCAAGAAUAAAGAAAACGAUAACUCAAA
This is a messenger RNA of Saccostrea echinata, 4446 nucleotides long. RefSeq names its product mitogen-activated protein kinase 7-like. Lineage: Eukaryota; Metazoa; Mollusca; Bivalvia; Ostreida; Ostreidae. The transcript is spliced from 8 exons. Gene Ontology annotation, cellular component: nucleus; cytoplasm. The coding region runs from base 7 to 3060 and encodes 1017 amino acids. Gene Ontology annotation, molecular function: MAP kinase activity; ATP binding. Gene Ontology annotation, biological process: protein phosphorylation; cell surface receptor signaling pathway; intracellular signal transduction. The record is from RefSeq and is a predicted model, not a curated record.